CGUCUCUAAUCUUCGUGUUUAAAUUAUUGUGAUAAAGUCGCUCAUUCACCUACUCUAAUCAACUGCUAAAAAAGCGUGCCAAAAAAGUUUGUUGCAUUUUAAAAAAAACGAAGGAGGUACAAAGUAAAUGGUUUGUUUGUAAAUAAGGUUUCAUUUGUGUUACCAAGUGAGAAGUGACACAUUCAUGAUCAAGUGGACUUAAGUAUUGACCCUUCUAUUGGUAUUGAGCUGCUUACAGACUUUACAGAGUGCAAUAUGGUCACUAAUUAGUCUUCAAUAGUACCUCUUUUGGACCGCAAAAACCUGGUUUAAAUUGCUUUUUUUUUUUUUCCUUUUUUUUCUUUUUGGGUUGAUUAAAAGCUUAAAUUGCUCCAAAUCACUAAAUUAUGCGAUUUAUUAAAUGCUUAAACAUGCAUUGGAUGCCACAUAGCAGCAAUUCUAUGCAAUUAUAGUAUUAUUCAACAGACCGUACCUGUAAGAAUCACCAUUUAUGUGCAGGAAAGGUGGUACAACUAUAUGCAGUCCAUGAGUACGAAGUAUUUCAGUUAGCAUCAGUUUUAGGCUAAAUCACUCAAAAUCGCCCUAGGAUCCAUUGAUCUGAGUCCAAAAAACUUCCUCAUUCAGGCAAUGUUAUGACUUGGAUACACAGUUGGAGAAAGGUAUGCCAUAGUGCUUGUUAUUAUGCCUUUAUUUACUGUUAGGCACGAUAAUACAUGAUUUGCUAUAUGUGAAUAGCACGAGGAUUAGGAUGAUAGUUAAAGAUGAGAACAUUUCAACAGUGUUACAUAUAACACACUUGCAUCAAAAGGAAAUAAUUAUGCAUGCAUAUCAGGAUUCUUUUCCCUUAUCAAUAAAAUGUCAACCUAAAUCUUCAUUCCGUACUGAUAAAAAGUAAAAACUGAAAGUAAAUCAUACCUUAUCAGCUUCAGAUUUUUCUCACUUUUCUAUAGCAGAGAGCCAGAAAGUUGAGAAGGUAAAAGUAUAACAUUCUAGAUAGACCUCACUACUCUCAUCAGAUUCCUCCAAUCACAGCUGUUAGACUAACAGUACUUGCAAUUUUAAAACGAAAAAAGGCAGAAAAAAAUAAGAAGCCAAAGCAGCUUCUGAUUUCCUCAUAUCUCGAAAAUAUCUGGAACAACUUGAACUGAAAGGCCAUUUUUCAGGAAUCUAUUCUUCAGUGAGGGAAAUGCUCAACUGUCUGAAGAACAAAACUUAGCAUAAGAAAAAGUGUCAUUUUGCCCACAGGAAAAUACCAUAGACACUGCCGUACUUUCAUAGAAAUCAUUACACGUUUCCAUCGCCACAUUCCUAGUUGAUUCUCAAGCAAAUGUGAGGCACAAAAACAGACUUGCUGACCAUUGUAAACAGCAGCAUAGGAAUAUUAGCCACAAAUCAAUCAAAAUUUUAUCCAGACAAUGAUUUAGAAUAAUCCUGAACAGUUAACUCACUCGCCUAAAAUGACAGCUAUAAAUAGAUCCUCAAGGAAGCACAAGUCAUGCAAAGUAAAACUAGCACAAGAAACAAUUUCUAAAAAAACCAUCAACAUAUUACAAUUUACACGGUUCAGGUAGCAGCAAUGGAGGUUGUGAGGCAGCUAGCCAAUGAAAAGCCACUAGUGAUUCUCAGCAAAAGCUCUUGCUGUGUUUCUCACUCAAUGAAGCAGCUUAUGAGCAGCUAUGGAGCCAAUGCAACAGUAUAUGAGCUUGAUGAAAUGCCAAAUGGAAAAGAAAUCGAGAAGGGUCUCCUGAGCAUGGGAAUUAAGCCAAGUGUCCCUGCUAUUUUUAUCGCCCAAAAGUUUGUUGGCGGUUCAAAUGAAAUCCUUAGCCUCCAAAUCCAAGGGAAACUGGUGCCUAUGCUCAUAGAAGCAGGAGCCAUAUGGAUUUGGAAUAAAACAUCCACUAAGUAGAUUUUAGUUUAAAGACAUUAUUCUGAAUCUCUUUCUUUUAUAUGAGAUGAAGAUAUUAAUUGAACAAUAUAAAACAAUGCCAGUAAUAGAAUCACUUUCAGUUGUAAGGAGCUCUCUCAGUUUUAUUGCAUACUUGUAUAAAUAAGAAUCUACCCUAAUCCUCAUAAAAUGAGUUAAUUAGCAUAAUGGUAUAAUGUAAUCUCUUUCAUUUGUAAAAAGUAUUUGUUCUAAUUUGUGAUAAAAAGAUCUGCUCUUUUAACAGCUGAAUGUGAAAUAAUCAAAAGGGCUUGUCAUCUAUCUUACAGAUUUUGAAUUUAAAUAAAUCAAGAUCCUAAACUCUUGAACCAACAGUGAAAGGAAUACCAAGUCGAUAAAUAUAAUGUAACCCCUACACAGCCCUCAGGAAGAACUCACAUAGAUAAUAGCAUGGGAUAUGCAUAUCACAAAUUAGUCCAGUCCAAUCCGAAACAAAAUUCAAUCCGAUCCAAUCCAGUUUAGGAUUUAGUAGUUUGGAUCUUAUCCUGAAUCUUUACUAAAAACACUACCUUUGAUUAAUGGCCUGUGGCUCCUUUUUUUUAAUAGGGCGAUAAUAUAAAAUCACAAAUUAUCCCAACAUUGGCUUACAAUUUCAGAAUGUCUUGAAAGCAGUGUACAUGCUAAGAAAUUACAGGUAAAGGGCUUAACUCUGUCAAUCCGUUCCAAUCUGAAUUCCAAUUUUUUGACAAAGUAAUUCAAUCCGAUUCCAUCCCAUUUCUCCCGACAUUCCUAGCAUAAGCAAAUCAAAAGAUUUUCUAGACUUCACAUAAUUAAACCUCUCCAGUACCUCCGUGAUGAAGUGUAAAUGAAAAGCACUACAUUUCACAUCAAAAUAUUUUGGUUUGGAAUAGAUUGAAUCUAUCCGAAUAGCGAACACUCGAAUUUCAACAUUCAAAGCCACUCAACGCUUGAUGAGUUGUAGAUUAACGGUGAUAAAGACUUUGUUUCGUUCAGUUUA
Chenopodium quinoa (quinoa) is the source of this 2900-nucleotide messenger RNA. Its product is annotated as monothiol glutaredoxin-S6-like. Bases 1577 to 1906 code for a protein of 109 amino acids. The record is from RefSeq and is a predicted model, not a curated record. The transcript has a single exon. NCBI's taxonomy places the organism in Eukaryota, Viridiplantae, Streptophyta, Magnoliopsida, Caryophyllales, Amaranthaceae.